UGCUUAUUUGUUUGUUUUAGACGCAAUCCUAAAGUAUUUGAAGAAUUACAAAUCGGCGAUGUAUUGGGCCUGACGCUUUCAAAUUAUGUUCGGACGAAUCCCACAAGGAUCUAUGUCCAUGGUUUCCUACUGAGAGAAGACUGUAACUUUAUUGCAGUUGAUUGGAGUUUGCUAGCUCUCGCCCUUUCCUAUCCAACAGCUGCCUCGAAUGUCCAGUCAGUCGGUGUACUUACUGGAAAUCUGGUGAACUUUCUCAUUUCACAAGGAGCUGAUCAGAGCCAAUUUCAUUUGAUGGGUUUCAGUCUAGGGGCACACGUUGUUGGCCGAGCAGGGCUAACCACAAACGGCAGACUCCCUAGAAUAACAGGGUUUGAUCCGGCAUUUCCAUGUUUUGAUAAAUCCGAAGUUGACGAUAUCCUGGACAAAACGGAUGCCCAAUUUGUUGAUAUUAUCCAUACCAAUGCCGGUACCAUUUUAGACAAGCGUUUCGGAUUCCCACUGGCACUUGGACAUGCUGAUUUUUGGCCUAAUGGUGGGUCCCUGCAGCCGGGAUGCGGUCUGGUCGAGGAAAGUACUGCUGUAAAGAUAGGGAACAUUCUUGACAUUUUUGACGAAGCGUGUAGCCACCGACGGGCGGUGCAGUAUUUUGCAGAAUCAAUCAACAGUGCCGUUCCGUUCAACUCCACCCAGUGCGACUCGUACUCCCAGUUUCAGCUUGGAUCCUGUCCUGAAAAUCUCAAGACCUCAAUGGGUCUGUUCGUGUCAGCAACAGCCACUGGAAAUUUUUUCCUCAACACGAACUCUCAUAAGCCUUUUGCAGAGGGUUAAAGAAAC
Daphnia carinata is the source of this 834-nucleotide messenger RNA. Its product is annotated as inactive pancreatic lipase-related protein 1-like. The annotation marks the transcript as partial. Gene Ontology annotation, biological process: lipid metabolic process. Lineage: Eukaryota; Metazoa; Arthropoda; Branchiopoda; Diplostraca; Daphniidae. Gene Ontology annotation, molecular function: lipase activity. The record is from RefSeq and is a predicted model, not a curated record. The transcript is spliced from 6 exons.